Molecule: messenger RNA, 1236 nt
Organism: Exserohilum turcica Et28A
Lineage: Eukaryota; Fungi; Ascomycota; Dothideomycetes; Pleosporales; Pleosporaceae
Exons: 5
Coding region: 1-1236 (411 amino acids)
Biological process (GO): phospholipid biosynthetic process
Cellular component (GO): membrane
Molecular function (GO): phosphotransferase activity, for other substituted phosphate groups
Source: RefSeq, a predicted model, not a curated record
AUGGUUUACAUUCGACAGGAUAAGCUGCCCAAGCUCAAAGAGUACAAGUACUCUGGUGUUGAUCACAGCCUUGUAUCGCAAUAUGUGUUAAAGCCCUUUUACACUAAUGUGGUCAUCAAAUGUUUUCCCAUGUGGAUGGCGCCAAACCUCAUUACGCUAUCUGGGUUUGGAUUCGUUGUUGCCAACUUUCUCACUAUGCUCUGGUACACGCCAACGCUAGAUCAAGACUGCCCGCCGUGGGUGUACUUUAGCUGGGCCAUUGGUCUUUUCCUCUACCAAACGUUUGAUGCUGUUGACGGCAGCCAAGCUCGAAGAACUCGUCAGAGCGGACCCCUCGGCGAAUUGUUUGACCAUGGAGUUGACGCAAUCAACACGACGUUGGAAGUGCUGCUGUUUUCUGCCACGAUGAGCUUGGGGCAGGGGUGGAAGACUGUUCUUAAUCUUUUCGCUUCAUCCAUGACAUUCUAUGUCCAGACUUGGGAUGAGUACCACACGCAUACCCUGACUCUGGGCAUUGUCUCUGGGCCAGUCGAGGGCAUCCUCAUACUGUGCGUUGUGUACGCCUUGACAGGCGUCCUUGGUGGAGGCAGCUUCUGGCAGCGUUCCAUGCUCGAAAGUCUCGGUAUUGGGCACCAUGAAUUCAUCCCAGAAUUUAUCUACAAGCUGGCAUGGAACGAAUGGUACAUGGUUCAGGGAGGUGUUGUGCUUGUUUUCAACACUAUAUCAAGUGCCCUGAAUGUCAUGAAAGCGCGCCGCGCCCGGGGCCAAAGGACGCGUGUUGCCCUCCUUGGGCUCCUCACCUUUGCCGCAGCCUGGGUUUUGAUCCCGGCCUACUUGUACCUGCAACCCGUCAUUCUGCACCACCACCUGGUACCUUUUGUCUUCUACGCUGGCCUCAUCAACGCCUACUCCGUGGGUCGCAUGAUCAUCUCCCAUCUUACCAAAUCGCGUUUCCCAAGGGGCAACGUACUCAUCUAUCCUCUUAUCUAUGGAGUCGCCGACUCUCUCGGACCGUUCCUACAGGAGCGUGUUGGCUUCGGCUGGCCGAGUGCCCUGGGCAACGAUGUUUACCAAGUCGCGUUCGUUUUCAUGUGCCUGGGACUCGCUGUGGGCGUGCAUGGAAGCUUCAUUGUCGACGUUAUCUGGACAAUAUGCGAUUAUCUGGACAUCUGGUGUCUUACCAUCAAGUACCCUUACCAGCCAGUCAAGGAGAAUGAGGAGAGGAAGAGCCAAUAA